Molecule: messenger RNA, 1884 nt
Organism: Anas platyrhynchos (mallard)
Lineage: Eukaryota; Metazoa; Chordata; Aves; Anseriformes; Anatidae
Gene: SKP2
Product: S-phase kinase associated protein 2
Molecular function (GO): protein binding
Source: RefSeq, a predicted model, not a curated record
AGAGGCUUUGCGGCGGGGCGCCGCGCGCGCCUGUGGCGGGAGCAACAUUGUCCUGCCGCGGCUCCCGCCGCCGCCGCUGCUGCUCCCGCUGCUGCUGCUGGUGCCGCUCCCGCUCCCGCCGCUCCCGCCGCCGCCAUGCACAGGAAACAUCUUCAGGAGAUCCCCAGCUCCGGCAGCAACGUCUCGUCCGGCUUCGCCUGGGACUGGGAGUCGGGCAGGACGGCGGAGCUGCUGUCGGGCAUGGGGGUGUCGGUGCUGAGGAAGGAGCGGCUGGGCAGCGAGAACACCCCGCAGGAGCUGCUGGUGGCCGCCUGCUCCCCGCACAAGAAGCAGAAGGUGAAGGAGAAGGAGAAGGAGAAGGAGAAGGACUUCGUCAUCGUGCGCAGGCCUCGGCUGCUGCGAGAGGCAGAGCCAGGUGUUUCUUGGGAUGCACUUCCAGAUGAACUGCUAUUGGCAAUCUUUGCAUAUUUGCCUCUAAACGACCUGCUGAAAGUUUCCAUGAUUUGCAAGAGAUGGCAUUGUCUCUCGUUUGAUGAAUUUCUCUGGCAGACCCUUGAUCUGACUUGUAGAAAUCUGCUGCCAGGAGUAAUUGGACAGUUGCUACCUGCAGGUGUUACUGUUUUCCGCUGCCCAAGAUCAUCUAUUGGGAACCCACAGUUUAAAACCAUGAAACCUCUUCGAGUUCAACACAUGGAUUUGUCGAACUGCACAGUGUCUGUUCCAGAUCUCCACAGUAUUCUUUGUCGGUGCGAAAGACUGGAGAAUCUCAGCUUGGAGGGACUAGUGCUUUCUGAUGACAUCCUCAGAAGCGUUGCUAAGAAUACCAAUUUGAUACGACUAAACCUCUGUGGGUGCUCAGGGUUUUCUGCAGAAGCCCUGGAGUUGAUGUUGAGCAGCUGUUCUAUGUUGGAGGAGCUAAACUUGUCCUGGUGUGACUUUACAGCCACCCAUGUCAAAGCAGCAGUCAAUCACGUUACUUCAAAAGUAACCCAACUAAAUUUAAGUGGAUACAGACAGAAUCUACAAAUAUCAGAUGUUAAAACGUUGGUGGAAAGAUGUCCUUCUCUUGUCCAUUUAGAUCUAAGUGACAGUGUGAUGUUGAAGCCUGAGUGCUUCCAGUAUUUUCAUCAACUCGUAUUUCUACAACAUCUGUGUCUUAGCCGAUGCUACCAAAUAUCACCUGCUGCCUUAGUAGAACUUGGUGAAAUUCCAACAUUAAAGACUCUUCAGGUAUUUGGAAUAGUGACUGAUAGCUCCCUACAGCUCCUCAGAGAAACGCUUCCUGACAUGAAGAUCAAUUGUUCACAUUUUACAACUAUUGCAAGGCCAACUGUUGGCACUAAAAAGAACCAUGAGAUUUGGGGCAUCAAAUGCAGGUUGACACUGAGAACCCCUAGUAGCUUAUGAUCGUGCAUGGUGGACGUGAUGGACACACUGCGUGUAGUGAAGAUCAUGAGAAGCAGAGUGAUGGAGCACCUCUAAUCAUAGGACUGUUUUUAUAAAAUGUUCUAACUUGGUCUUAUGCCUUAAUGUAGUUUUAUAAGUAUUUUUAUACUUAUUACACAAGUAAUAAGUGUAAAAGUGGUAUAAGUGGUAUAAAGGAGCUAUUGUGAAGUUUUUUACAUGCCACGAAGGUAACUUCUGUUUUUUGCAUUGAUCUAGGAAAAUAUGAAAAAUAGGAAAAUAUGAAAAAUAAGAAAGUAUGGGCUGGAAAGUCCAUUCAGAAUAAUCAUCUGUAAAAGUGGCUAACAGUUGGUCCAUGUUGUGUUGCCAGGUUUUCCUUAGCGUGUUAGAGAACUUUUGUGUACUUUUCCUUGCUUUUAUGAACUUGAAGUAGGAAUGUAAUAUCAAAACUUCUUAUGAAAGUUCUGUUCUUUCAAAGAA